Messenger RNA from Callithrix jacchus (white-tufted-ear marmoset), 1751 nucleotides. The record is from RefSeq and is a predicted model, not a curated record. Lineage: Eukaryota; Metazoa; Chordata; Mammalia; Primates; Cebidae.
UUUGAGCGCCUAGCUGGAUUCCAGCCAUUGCUGCAGCUGCUCCACAGCCCUUUUUAGGACCCAAACAACCGCAGCUCCUGUUCCCAGGAUGGUGAUCCGUGUAUAUAUCGCAUCUUCCUCUGGCUCUACGGCGAUUAAGAAGAAACAGCAGGAUGUGCUUGGUUUCCUAGAAGCCAACAAAAUAGAAUUUGAAGAAAAAGAUAUUGCAGCCAAUGAAGAGAAUCGGAAGUGGAUGAGAGAAAAUGUACCUGAAAAUAGUCGACCAGCCAUAGGAUACCCCCUGCCACCUCAGAUUUUCAAUGAAAGCCAGUAUCGAGGGGACUAUGAUGCCUUCUUUGAAGCCAGAGAAAAUAACGCAGUGUAUGCCUUCUUAGGCCUGACAGCCCCACCUGGUUCAAAGGAAGCAGAAGUGCAAGCAAAGCAGCAAGCAUGAACCUUAAGCACUGUGCUUUAAGCAUCCUGAUAAAUGAGUCUCCACUGCUUUUAUAAAAUAGCGGAAUUAGCUUUGCUUCAAAAUAAAUAGGCUUAAUGUUGAAAUAAUAGAUUAGUUGGUGUUUUUACAUGCAAACAUUCAAAAUGAAUACAAAAUUAAAAUUUGAGCAUUAUGGUGAGGAGAAUGGGAUAUUAACAUAAAAUUAUAUUAAUAAGUAGACAUCAUAGACAUAGUGUUGUUACCUGCCAAAACAUCCUGCGUACAGCAAUGAUAUUUACAGAGAAAACACCCUUCCCUCCUUUUUUGCCAUUUUUAUGGCAGCUUAAGUGUAUCUCUGGCUCUAUGUUAAAAGGCGGGGAGGGGAGAGAAAAAUAACCUGUCUCUUACUCCUAAGUUGCCUCAUUAAUUUUAAUGAACAAGAAUAUGUACCUUUUUGAUGCUAUAUUAUUGUGAUUAAAUAGUACUUGCAGGUAAUGUUUAUGAUAUGUUAAACAUUGUAAUUUCCUAUGGUAAUUAUAACAUUCCCAUUCUUUUGUAGAUGAAACUUUUACUUAUUGAACCACAGAUUUUCCAAGCUUCUAAAUGUAGCCUUUAUUGCAUAUUGCAGUGAUCAGAAUAGAUAUCUUUCUACACAUAAAAAACAAUAGAUUCAUUCAGUGGACAAGUUCCUUGUUUAACAGCUAUGAUGGAACGAUAUUUCCAAGUUGAUUGUCUCAGUGAAAUAUGCAUAUGUAUAUCAUGGAAGUGGGAUGCCAAGUAAGCUUAAAACGGCAUUCUCUAGCAAAGAGAUUAGAUUUUUAAAUAACUCUUAUAAAAUAGGUUGACCAUUAUUUCCCAAGAUUGGUUUCCCUUGAGUUUUUGCUAAAACAAAUCUGAGUCGUUUUGCCCCUUUAAAAAAAUUUGCAAUCAUUAAUGCUAUUAUUUCUAAGAUAUCUUACCUUCUUCUUUCAGUUUAUAGAUGUAUUGUGUAAAUAUAUUAGUCUAAGCAGCGAGAAUCUUUUCUAUGCUUCUAUUCCAGCAAAAAGUAGAAGUAUCAAAUAAAAAGGGCAACUUUUAAAAUAUUAAGUCUUAAGACUUCUAAAAGGACAGGAAACAUGGCCUAAAUAAUGAACACAGAAGAUUUAUAUAGUACUUUAGUUUCAUACUAGUUUAUUACUAAAAGCAAACACCUCUUACUUUAAACUACUUUUUCAUAUAUAACUAUUGUAUGCUAGUCUUACUUUUUGUCAAAAUCAAUAUAUAAUGAAGAGAUGGUUUUGUUUCAUGAGAUUCAAACUUGAUGUUAUGCUUUAAAAUAAACUUUGUACUUUUAGAAACA